This is a messenger RNA of Paramacrobiotus metropolitanus, 2023 nucleotides long. RefSeq lists its product as uncharacterized. NCBI's taxonomy places the organism in Eukaryota, Metazoa, Tardigrada, Eutardigrada, Parachela, Macrobiotidae. The record is from RefSeq and is a predicted model, not a curated record. The coding region runs from base 479 to 1780 and encodes 433 amino acids. The transcript is spliced from 5 exons.
GAUCGUUAUUUAAGGUUGAUUGCCGAUUGUCAACAAACUGUAUCUGUAUUAGCCAUCUUUCCGACGCAUCGAUUUAAUUUUUUAAUAAAUCCACGAGGGAAUUUUCCUUAAUAUUCAUUAGCUAUUCUGACAUUCGGCGAAGACGUUUGCCAGCGGCGCGGAAUCAAACACCAGUGAACGCAGGCCGAAAGAAAGUACCCUGCUGAACAGGAUCUUAACGCGUCAUGUUUCAGCACUUUUACUGCUAAGAUACCGUCGCACUCAUAACGCGUGGAAAAUCAACCAACGAUCCAUGAAAUUCUGCGCAAAAUUCUCCUCUGUUAUUAUCAUUUUUCCAUCCGCAUCAUCCGCGUUUUUGGAACCGGAUAUCGCAUGUUCAUCUGCUAACGCCGGUCUCAGCCAUUGGCUUAUAAUUUAAUUAAAACAGAAACUCUAAAACGGCGCCUUAAUAUCCGAUUAACUUGUUGUAUUAUUCAGAAUGAUUUGCCGAUGGAAUUAUUACCAAGCUUAUCUUUUUACAUUAUUUCUUCCCUUCCUGAAGUCCCAUCCCACCGGAAAUGUAUAUACACUUGAGAAUUCUUUAUCCGGUUAUUUAAUACGGCAUUCCCGCGAUCUGACGUUUAAGCCCUUUAACAUUAUGACGCCGCUCAACUUCAGCGCCCCACACCAGAUCUCCAUCGAGGAGCUAAAGAAGAUGAACCAGAAUACCGGCUUCUCCUCGUCCACCUUUACUGCCCAGGCCCAGCGCAUCGACACCAAGAAUCCCAGACUGGAUUUGGGGACAUCGUUGUCCGUGGCCAUUGAUAUCAAUGGUCCGUUGGGGGAAGUAGGCAGCUCCUUCAAGGGAUCACAGAACACCGGUGCGGCGACUUCCCAGGCGGGGGCGUUGACCGGGACCAAAAAGGGCAGCAAGGGACCGGCCAACGCACAGACGGCCGCCCAGGCCAACAUCCUGGUGGAUGAUCCCAACGCGGAGGCCUCGGCAUCCGUGCUCAACACAGCCAAUGUGAUCAUGUCGGGGAAUGCGAAGGGCAACGCGCAGUCAGCGGGUUCGGUGAACACCAAGUCGCCGGAUGAGACAAUAACGACGGCAGCGCCACCAGCAGCGGCGCCUACAAAAUUAGCUGCAUUGGAAAGCCCGAAGAAGUUGGCCACGGUGGAGACCACGCAGAAACCGAUUACCGUCGCGCGCACUACUAGCACAACAACGACGACGACCAGCACCACCACAACGACAACAAGUACGACGACGACGCCUCUACCAGCUCUGCCUUUAAUGAAUACCGAAACACAAGGCACGGAUGCACCAGCGGAAGGAGGAACCGACGCUGAUACCACCACUUUGGCCAACUCAGAUCAAACCACCGAAAUCGGCGGUGGCGGGUCCGUUGACUCUGAAGACCAGGACGAGCGGCCGCACCGGGGUCGCCACCGUCGUCCCCCACCUCCACCGCGACGACCCAUGCACGGGGGCUUUAGUCGUGGAGAGCAAUUCGGCAUUAAUCGCUUCGUGGGACAGCAGCUCAACCGGGGCUAUCUCCAAACCGGACCCAACUUUCCCACCAACAGAAAUGGUAACACGCCGGUUAUGAAAACCUUCCAGCUUCAAUUCUCCCUAGACAGCCCGAGCGGUGGCCAGUUUCAAAAGCAAGAAAUGCGCUUUGCGCCAGCACCACUACAAUUCGGCGCAGCGCGACCUCUUCAGUUCGCUCCGUUUCUAUCCAGUUUUGCGCCUCUACCCAGCAUUUCGCGUUCCGCCGAUAGCGUACCACGUUCAUAGAACGUUCCACGCGGACUGUGUAACUCCGAAAGCAGAUGUUCAUUGCUAUCUAACAUUUUUCCCGUUUUUCUGGUUGACGCACUACUACACAUACUGAAUUACGAUUGGUUUAUACUGCAUAUUGUAUUUACAUUCUAUAUAAGCUAUGGAAUCACAAUCAAUCAGUCAAAGAAAACCCGCUGAACCUUACGUAAUCCACGGAGAAGAUCGGACUAUUAGGGAUCAAUAACGCGCGUUAAAAUG